This is a messenger RNA of Trypanosoma cruzi, 288 nucleotides long. RefSeq lists its product as uncharacterized. The transcript has a single exon. The coding region runs from base 1 to 288 and encodes 95 amino acids. Gene Ontology annotation, cellular component: nucleus; cytosol. Lineage: Eukaryota; Euglenozoa; Kinetoplastea; Trypanosomatida; Trypanosomatidae. Gene Ontology annotation, biological process: cellular heat acclimation. The record is from RefSeq and is a predicted model, not a curated record. Gene Ontology annotation, molecular function: transcription corepressor activity.
AUGUCAAAAAAUGCUGCUUCAUCAGGGAAAACAGCGGACGGGGGCCUUCCAGGUGCAUACGGUGAGCAGGGCACUCAGGAGCUGACGGGAUUUGUGCAGAAUCUGCUCCAAAAUAUGCAGGAACGUUUUCAGGAGAUGUCAGACACCAUCAUCACCCGCAUUGACGAGAUGGGAACACGCAUUGACGACCUCGAAAGGUCUAUCUCGGAGCUGAUGCAGCAGGCGGGCAUGGAGGAGGGGGAAAUCAGCACCAGCAAGAGCCAACCAGCCCAGUCAAAGAAGAGGUAA